AUGUUUUUGAAUAUCGUCAAAUUGUUUGUCAUAUCAUGGAUUGUUCAAGGUGACGCGCAGGAAUCGAGAAUUGUAGGCGGUAAGGAUGCUUCCGACUCGUUGGCUCCAUACCAAGUGUCAUUAAGAAGUACAGGCGGAUCAAAAUAUCACUUCUGUGCGGGCUCUAUUAUAAGCGAAAAUUUGAUUCUCACCGCCGCACAUUGUACCAAUGGCCUAGAAGUAGACCAGAUAGCCGCAGUGGUAGGAACAAACAAACUUUCAUCUGGAGGAGAUCAUUAUGAGAUAAAUAAAAUAAUAAUUCACGAGAAUUUUGUAGCUGAGCGUCUCCAGAAUGACAUAUCACUUUGUCAAAUAAAAGAAGAAUUUAACUUCAAUGAUAAGGUUAAACCGAUAAGGUUAGAUUCGAGACCUAAAAUUAGACCUGGAUCUAGGUGUGUAUUGACAGGGUGGGGAUUCACAGAUAACCAAAGAACAGUACCGGACAAUCUUCAAGUGUUAAAUGUAACGGUAUUGAGUAAUAGGCGAUGCUCAGAGAAACUGGCACAGACGAGAGAUCUUACACCUAUUGAAAAAACCCAAAUGUGCACAUUGAAUAGAGAAUCAGAAGGCGCAUGUAACGGUGACUCUGGCGGACCUCUAGUCAGGAAUGGAAAACAAGUGGGCAUAGUAUCGUGGGGAAUACCAUGUGCUCGUGGCUUCCCAGAUGUAUUCGUAUAUGUACCAGCAUAUUACGACUGGAUUAAUGAGCAUAUACAAUAA
Pieris macdunnoughi is the source of this 759-nucleotide messenger RNA. The record is from the annotation of a GenBank genome assembly. Lineage: Eukaryota; Metazoa; Arthropoda; Insecta; Lepidoptera; Pieridae.